AUGGCUGAUGCAGACAUUUUGAUAAUGAGUUUCAAGCGGAAAGUUGGUCGUAGCAAUCCCUGUAGUUUUAGUUAUGGGUUCUUCCCAAGCCCAUCACAUGUGUUUCGAAAGCCUGAAUUUGCCAUACCAUACGUGUCUAAUAGCAGACAGAGGUGGAUGCACGGUUCUGAAGUUAGAGCUGCAUUAAAGUACCUUCGUGGGUUGGAAUCAAAUGGUGCACAAAUGUUUUGGAGGCACAAAGUUGAUGGGGAAGGGAAACUCCAGCAUUUGUUCUGGUGCGACGGUGAGAGCCGCUUUGAUUACAAACAAUUUGGUGAUGUGCUGGCUCUUGACACUACUUACGGCAAGAGUGAUAAGUACUUGUAUCCUGUAGUGGUUUUCUCAGGGGUUAACCACCACAUCCACACAACCGUAUUUGCAAGCGCGAUUAUUGCUGAUGAGACUGAAGAAACAUUUGUUUGGUUGUUCGAACAGUUCAAGGUAGCAAUGGAAGCUAAAUCACCGGGGUUAGUCAUUACCAGUGGUGAUGCAGCAUUGGAGAAUGCUAUUAGUAGAGUAUUUCCAAAUGCUCGCCACAGAUUAUGUUCUCAAGUCAUACUACGCAAUGCAAGUAGCAAAGUUAGAAACCCAAAGAUGACUGCACAGUUGAAAGACCUUAUGUUGUCUGAUUAUGAGGUGAGCGAAUUCAAUAGUAAGUGGGAUGAAAUGGUUGCUCAAUUUGGCCUUGAAGACCAUAGUUGGGUUAGAGACAUGUAUAAGGAAAGGAAGAUGUGGGCCACUGCGUGUAUUCGCGGUAGAUGUUUUGUUGGUUAUAAGGCUAGUUCUCGAUGUGAGGGGUUUUAUAAUAAAUUUGGGACGUUGGCACGUUCUUGUCAUAAUUUGGUUGAUUUUUUGCAACACUUUCAUCAUUGCUUUGAUGAGUUUCGAUUCAAGGAACUAGAAGCCGACUUCCAAUCGGGGCAUGGUGAAGAGGUUUUGCUAACAUUGUUCAAACCAUUGGAGAGGUCUGCUUCUAGGGUGUUCACAAGGGAGGCCUUCAGGCUAUUUCGCACUGUGCUUGAAAGGGCAUACACAAUAAUAGUUGAUUUUGAUUGUAAACAGUUAUCAACACAAUCCAUUUACAAAGUGCGUGAAUAUGGUCAACCAAGAAGCGAGUGGCGUGUGUCAUUUUCCCAGCCAACCCUCCAAUUUAGAUGUUCUUGUUUUGGGAUGGAAACUGUUGGAAUUCCAUGUGCUCACAUAGUUAAAUUGAUGAUUUUUCUAGACAUGGUUGAGAUGCCAAUUUCUUUGGUGCGAAAGAGAUGGACCAAGUCUGCCAAGGAAAUUGUCGAAGGCACCUUUGAAGAAGGUGAUGGAACCUGUAUUUCAUUGGAAGAUGAUGAUGAGGAUGACAUUGGACCUUCAUUGGAAGAUGACAAUGAGGUCAAUUUCAGCAACUUUAGGCGGAGGAUUUUAGUGAUCUCUGACUCUGAUGAAUCUGAUGUGAAUGAUGGUCCACCUUAUAAAAGGCGUGCUCAUGGAUAA
Lotus japonicus is the source of this 1524-nucleotide messenger RNA. RefSeq names its product protein FAR1-RELATED SEQUENCE 5-like. Gene Ontology annotation, biological process: regulation of DNA-templated transcription. NCBI's taxonomy places the organism in Eukaryota, Viridiplantae, Streptophyta, Magnoliopsida, Fabales, Fabaceae. The record is from RefSeq and is a predicted model, not a curated record. Bases 1 to 1524 code for a protein of 507 amino acids. The transcript is spliced from 3 exons. Gene Ontology annotation, molecular function: zinc ion binding.